Messenger RNA from Cloeon dipterum, 1584 nucleotides. Its product is annotated as cilia- and flagella-associated protein 97-like. The coding region runs from base 345 to 1508 and encodes 387 amino acids. The transcript is spliced from 8 exons. The record is from RefSeq and is a predicted model, not a curated record. NCBI's taxonomy places the organism in Eukaryota, Metazoa, Arthropoda, Insecta, Ephemeroptera, Baetidae.
CACGUGUGCAUUAUUUAUUUUCAUCAGACGUCGCGGUGCUGUUUAUUCGGCCCGGCCUGUAAUAAAUCAUGGUGGUUAUCGCGGAAAUUGGUUGGCGCGAGGCGUGAUUUGUUUUUUUCUUGAUUCGGCUGGUGGCGUCUCGCGUUUCGCCAUGGCAACCGAAAAUAACAGAAAGGGUGCUUGAAGCAGCUGGCCGAGUGCUCACCCUCUCAGUACUCGCGUGCUUUCUUCGGCAGCGCCAUAUGCAUGGCGGACGGCCUGCUUUUUAUUAUCUGACCAGCAACAGCAUGGGGUGAAGGCAAAGACCUUGCGUCAGCACUUCUUGGCCGUCUCGCGAGCCGCAAAUGAGCCUGCUCAAGUUCCUACUCGGCUCCAAGUUCCAGCGGGAGAAGUGGAAAAAGCGGAAGGAGCAGCAAGAGGAAAAAAUAAUCUCCAGCGUUGACCUUUCUGACCCCCACCAAAGACGACAACUGAUGAACUGCAUUGCGUACAGCCCUGGGAUACGCGACGACGGCUUUGUCGAUAGUUGCCGCGAUGACUUGUCGUUGACGAUCUCCGAAAGUUCCACCGCCACCGACUUUGAAAACGUAAUCACCGUCGUCGAGGUGCACAACGACACUCAGGACGAACUCGACCCUGAAGAAGUGUCGCUCAAGAGCAGGAAUUCGAUCGCUGCGGACGAAUCGGCAAGCCAACUUGAGGCUGAGGACGAAAAUGAUGAUCAGGAGGAGGUCGACAAUAAUUUUAGUGGAGAAAAAGUUUUAACCACAGAAGAAAAAAUAACAGAAGACUGCACAGAAGCAAAGAUUGAAAGCGAGCUCAUUGCUGAAGAAGAAAAUAUUUUAGCUGAAAAUUGCAACCUAGAAACCACUUCCAUUGUCACUGACGAGGAGAACCUUCCUGACCAGCGAGUUCCCGAUCUGAGCGGCUCGUCAUCUGAGUCGACAGGAUCGACCACCCUGACGCCGGCGCUGUCAAUCGAGAUGGAGACGCAGACUGAGGCGCCGAUAUUCGAGCUAAAACAGGAAAGCGAGACGCAGACUGAGGAUAUUCCGGAAGCAGUGUCGCUGCGGCCCAACCACCGCUACCAGAUGGGCCAUCCGCACGAGAUGCGGUUGCUGUCGGUGGCCCUUAGCGAGCUGGAGGCCGACAUGCUGGCCGCUGGCAACCAUAAAGCCGCCUUCAGGGCUUGCAGCUGCUCGGGAAAUGCGAGGCCUAACGGCCCUUCGCCCAAUGUCGGAUUCAGUGUGGAAAAAAAUCGCCAAAUCGCUCGAGAAAAUGCCAAUUUGCUGGGCCGGCUGCAGAGGACGCAGUCAAAGAUUAAACGGCCGAACGCGACAGCAGCUUUCAAACCUGCCGAGUCGAGUUACGCGAUCAACCGCAGAAAGCAGCAAGAAAAGAUCCAGAGAGAAAACCUUAUCAUCCUGCGGAAAAUUACUGAUGCACGUGGUGGACCAAAUUCGAAAAAAGCAGCAGGCAGUAGCGCGAUGGUCUCAUCCUACAGCUGAAUUUGUAAAUUAAUAUUGUCGAGAAUGUCAUGUUUGUACCCGUGUGUUUUGAAUAGAUUAAAUGAAAUUGGAAAAA